Oryctolagus cuniculus (rabbit) is the source of this 3782-nucleotide messenger RNA. It is a transcript of the gene TRIM31, whose product is annotated as tripartite motif containing 31. Gene Ontology annotation, molecular function: zinc ion binding; protein binding. The record is from RefSeq and is a predicted model, not a curated record. Lineage: Eukaryota; Metazoa; Chordata; Mammalia; Lagomorpha; Leporidae.
CUUCCUACAGCCAGUGUCCACAGCAGACCUCCAGGCUUCCUGCAAACUUGGGUUAGUCUGCUUGCUCUGUGAUGGCCAGGCAACAGUCUCCCAUGGACCUGCAGCAGGAAGUGAUCUGCCCCAUCUGCCUGGAGAUUCUGCAGGAACCUGUCACCACUGACUGCGGGCACAAUUUCUGCCUCCAGUGCAUCACUCAGGUGGCGGAAGCCUCAGGCGAUUUCUUCAAAUGCCCCCUCUGCAACAGUUCUGUGAGGAAGAAUGCAUUCACACUCAACUGGCUGCUGGUGAACCUGGUGGACAGAAUCCAAGCUAUAGAUCUCUCUGAGAUGCGGCCGGAGGUAGAGGACGAGGAGGAGGAGGAGGAGAUGAGAUGUCCGAAGCAUGGGGAGAAGCUGCAUUACUUCUGCGAGCUGGAUGGAAAAUUCCUCUGUGUGGUGUGCUGUGGAUCUAAGGACCACAAAUCCCAUAACACCAGCUUGAUAGAAGAAGCUGCCCAGAGUUAUCAGGGGCAGAUCCAGUCUCGGGUCAGGCUCUUGAGGCAGAAGGAGAAGGAAAUAGCACACAGGAAGGCACAAAGUGAAGAGAAGAUCGACUUCUUCAUGGCCCAGGUGGAUUUAGAGAAGCAAAGGAUCCUGGCUGAAUUCGAGCAUUUGGGGCAGGCCCUAAAGGAGGAGAAGGACUUCCUCCUGUCCCGGAUCACAUGGCUGGGGCUGGAGGAAGCCAAGGAGGGUAAGGUCUACAACACUGCCACCCAGGCACAACUCAACUCUCUCAGGAAUCUCACGGACCGCCUGGAGGCCAAGCAACGAAUGCCACCCCAACAGCUGCUGAAGGGCAUCAAAAGUAUCUUGCACAGGAGUGAAGAGUUUCAGUUUCUCAGCCUACCCCCAAUUCCUCUGGACCUGGAGAAAAAACUCAGUGAAGCAAAGUCAAGACAUGACUUCAUCACUGAGAACCUGAGGAGAUUCAAAGACACCCUCCAGGCUGACAGGAAGAAAGAUAAAAGCAAAUUCCUCAAAGGCAUGAAUGAAAGCCACACCAAGAGCUGGUGCCUGUUUGAGAAACACAAUCCUAACCCAGACAACACCUCCACGCCUGAGCCAUCCUCCCCAGGCAACGGAAACCCAGCAAGUCCCCAGCCCCCACCGCUACUCCACUCCCGCUUUCGGGCCUCCUUCAUUGGCACAGUCUCCGGGAUAGAACUGCUACUGCCCCGCAGCAGAGCCUCCCUCGCCAGGGCUCCUGGAAACCGCACCAGCGCCGCGAAUGUGGAGAGCUCCCGCGCCGCCACGCGCACUGCAGAGCUCCGGGAGGCGCUGACGAUCCCGCCAUUACCACCACGGCACCCACAGAACUACAGGGAUUUACUCCAAGGAGCUCCCACAGCCCCCGUGACCUUCGACGCUGCCUCGGCCCAUCCCGACCUCGUCCUCUCCCAGGAUCUCAAAACGGUGACACUGGACCUCGCUCCUGCAGACAGUUCAGAGGACGCCGCGGGGCCGGAGAGUUUCUACCCGUUCCGGUGCGUGCUCGGCUCGCCCGGCUUCUCCUGCGGCCGCCACGCCUGGGAGGCGGAGCUAAGGGGGCCUCGGGGCGGGGCCUGCGUCGUGGGCGUGGCUUGGGAGCAGGUGGCGCGGCGGGGCUUCCUGACGGUGGAGCCCGAGAGCGGCUUCUGGGCGCUGCGCAUCACCGACUCCGAGUGCCAGGCGCUCACCGGGCAAGACACCCGGAAGGAUCUCCCGCUGCGUCCCAGGAAAGUGCGUGUCCGCGUGGACGUCGAGCUCGGGACGGUCGCCUUCUACGACGCCGCCACCAACACCCACCUCUACACGUUCCACGCCUCCUUCCCGGGGAAGAUCUUCCCCUUCUUCAGGCUUCUGUUUCCCGGCACCCAGGUCAUCCUGAAUCCCUAGAGUCGUUGCUUUGCCUUCCUUCGCCUCCGGCUUCUCCGCGCCACCGCCUCAGUCCGGGGUGUGCAGUAGGGUUGAAGCCAGGCGUUCAGAAAUUCCAGCCCUGACGUCUCUGAUCCGACUUUAGAUGUGCUCCCGGCCCCGGGCUCCGAAACCUAGUCUCUCGUCCCCAGUACACGCUCCCUCAGCCUGCAGUCCUCUCUUCACCGAGCCGAUUCCAAGUCCUAAGCGAAGGGAGCGAAACGGGGCUCGGGCCGGCCUAUAGAGCUCAGGAUUGCAAGACUCAAGAGGAUCCAGUGCUCGCCUCUGUAGCUGAGUCCUGAUUGCUAGCCGCUGAGCUUUCCAGGAUCUUCACUGAAGCCUGUAGACCCCAGACCGGCUGGAGCCCUCCUUGCUAUCACAUUUCCAGAGCAUGCUGGCCUCCUGCUGCCGACCAAUCCAAGGAAGCACCGGGAGCCAACCCCAGGCUGGCACAGGAGCUCCUCAGUUCUCUGGGAACUGAGCAACAGCUGCCCAGUUCCUUGGUCUGCACCUGGUAAAAUCAACUACUGCCUUCCACCACCCUGGUGUUAGCAACUGGCUUGCUGCUUGUUGGGUGAGCAGACCCAGUGUUGGGGGCUCUAGAACAAUUCCUCCAGCCAAGUCUGGGACAUGUUCAGCUACACAUAUCCCCAGUGUGCCUGGAGAUAAACCAUGCAUGCAGCUUUUUUUUUUUUUUUACAGCAUUGUUUGUAAUAGGACAAGACUGGAAAUGAUUAAAAUGUCCAUCAACAGGUGAUGGUUGGAAAAACUGUGAUGAGAAACCCGCCAGUUGCAUUCUGGUUGACACAGGUGCAGGAGACUGGACAACUGACCACGGACAAACAGCCCUUUCCUCCUCUACCACCAAGCUCCUGAAGCUCUCAUGGGCCUGAACUUGGCGUUGGCCCAGCUGGACAUCAUCCUUUCCUGAUACCUGAAAACUAGGAUACUGGACUUCUGUCUCUGAGCUACUCAGCUAGACUGUCCUUGUGUCUUCCAUCCAGUUGGCAAAUGAGGACUACCUGUAUAUUACUGUAGAAUGACCACUAAGAUCUAUUACGUGAGAGAAGCAAGGUGGGGUCAGUACACAUAGCAUACUACAUGCUACCUAAGGGGGAAUAUAGAUACAUGCAUUUGUCUGCUUAUGGUUAUUUUUUAGGUAGGGGAACAAACCAAAACUAAAUAAAGUGUUGCCUACAGGGGGAGGGAAAGCCAGAUGGGAGGCAUGGAAGUUAGUCUCUUCUGAGCAUUUGACUUGUUCUGUGCAUUUGACUUUGAUACCAUGUAAAUAUUUUCCAUCAUUAUAAAGCAAAAUAAGAUUAAAAUGAGACAAACUGACCUAGCUGUGUAUGGUGUUGGUAGCUUACACAGCAGAGCGGACCGUCAUUUGUGGCAAGUGCCUGGUGCAGCAGUUGUGUCAACAGCUCAGGUGCCUGCAUGCUGUGUCAGAGUGCCUGGGUUUGAGUCCUGAUUCCACUACUGAGUCCAGCUCUCUUCUAAUGGUGCACCCUGGGAGGUAACAGCUGAUAAUGGCUCAAGUACUUGGGUCCCUGCCACCCACCCACAUGACAGACCUGGCUUGUGUUCUGGGCUCCUGGUUUUUCCCCAGCUGUUGCAGGCAUUUGGAAAGUGAAUCAGUGGAUGGAAGAUCUCUCUCUCCCUCCUCCCCUCCCUCCCUCUCCAGCUCCCUGCUAAUGCACCUGGGAAAGCAGUGGAAGAUGGCCCAAGUGUUUAUGCCCCUGCACCCAUGUAGGAGACCUGGAAGAAGCUCCUGGCUCCUGGCUUUGCAUUUCAGCCAUUUGGGGAAUGAACCAGUGGAUGGAAGAUCUCUCUCUCUCUCUCUCUCUCUCU